AUGUCUUCUUCCCUGUCUCUCCUCUCCAGGGAACUUCUAGUAACACUGGCUCUGGGCCAGGUCCUGUCUCUGCUCAUCUGUGGCAUCGGGCUGACCAGCAAGUACCUGGCUGAUGACUACCACGCCAACACGCCCGUGUUCCAGAGCUUUCUCAACUACAUCCUACUGUUCCUGGUCUACACCACCACGCUCGCCGUUAGGCAAGGUGAGGAGAAUUUACUGGCAAUACUGAAGAGGCGAUGGUGGAAGUACAUGAUUUUGGGAUUGAUAGACAUCGAGGCUAACUACCUGGUUAUCAAAGCCUACCAAUACACCACACUAACCAGCGUACAGCUCUUAGACUGUUUCACCAUCCCCGUGGUGCUGCUGCUGUCCUGGUUCUUCCUGCUGGUGAGGUACAAGGCCGUGCACUUUGUGGGCGUCGGGGUGUGUCUGCUGGGCAUCGGCUUAAUGGUGGGGACAGACGUCCUGGUGGGAAGACAACAGGGCCUAGGGGACCAUAAGCUCCUGGGGGACCUGCUGGUGCUGGGAGGGGCCACGCUGUACGGCAUCUCUAAUGUGUGUGAGGAGUUCAUCGUUAAGAACCUGAGUAGGGUGGAGUUCCUGGGCAUGAUGGGACUGUUUGGCUCCUUCUUCAGCGGCAUUCAGCUGGCCAUCAUGGAGCAUAAGGAGCUGUUAAGGGUGCCCUGGGACUGGCAGAUAGGGUUGCUCUACAUCGGCUUCAGUGCCUGCAUGUUUGGCCUGUACAGCUUCAUGCCCGUGGUCAUCAAAAGGAGCAGUGCCGCGUCGGUCAACCUCUCUCUGCUGACCGCUGACCUCUACAGCCUGUUCUGUGGUCUCUUACUGUUCCAGUACAAGUUCUCAGGGCUCUACCUCCUGUCCUUCGUCAUCAUCGUGCUGGGUCUGGUCCUCUACACCUCUUCCUCUACCUACGUGGCCCAGGACCCACGCAUCUACAAGCAGUUCCGCAACGCCGGCCACCCCAUUACGGACACGCCCACUCUGGGGCCCCUGGAACCCUCGGUGACCUAUACCAGCCUGAGGCAGGAGAUAGAGGAGGAACCUCGCAUCAGGGUGGCCUGA
This is a messenger RNA of Salvelinus namaycush (lake trout), 1083 nucleotides long. Its product is annotated as solute carrier family 35 member F1-like. NCBI's taxonomy places the organism in Eukaryota, Metazoa, Chordata, Actinopteri, Salmoniformes, Salmonidae. The record is from RefSeq and is a predicted model, not a curated record. Gene Ontology annotation, biological process: transmembrane transport. Gene Ontology annotation, cellular component: membrane. Gene Ontology annotation, molecular function: transmembrane transporter activity. Bases 1 to 1083 code for a protein of 360 amino acids. The transcript is spliced from 7 exons.